CCGGGGGGCCCGGCUCACCAUGCUGCUGCUGUCGCGGCGGCGCCUUCUCCUGUCCAUCUACUGCCCGCAGAUCUUCCUCCUCCUGUCCAGCGGCAGCUACCUAGCGCUGUCGUCCGUCGUGGCCCUGGGUGCCAACAUCAUCUGCAACAAGAUCCCAGGCCUGGCCCCGCGGCAGCGCGCCAUCUGUCAGAGCCGGCCGGACGCCAUCAUCGUCAUCGGGGAGGGCGCGCAGAUGGGCAUCGACGAGUGCCAGCACCAGUUCCGUUUCGGGCGCUGGAACUGCUCGGCGCUGGGCGAGAGGACGGUCUUCGGGCAAGAGCUCCGAGUAGGGAGCCGCGAGGCGGCCUUCACGUACGCCAUCACGGCCGCGGGGGUGGCCCACGCCGUCACGGCCGCCUGCAGCCAGGGCAACCUCAGCAACUGCGGCUGUGACCGCGAGAAGCAGGGCUACUACAACCAGGCGGAGGGCUGGAAGUGGGGCGGCUGCUCGGCCGACGUGCGCUACGGCAUCGACUUCUCCCGCCGCUUCGUGGACGCCCGCGAGAUCAAGAAGAACGCGCGACGCCUCAUGAACCUGCACAACAACGAGGCCGGCAGGAAGGUGCUGGAGGAGCGCAUGAAGCUGGAGUGUAAGUGCCACGGCGUGUCGGGCUCUUGCACCACCAAGACGUGCUGGACCACGCUGCCCAAGUUCCGGGAGGUGGGCCACCUGCUCAAGGAGAAGUACAACGCGGCCGUGCAGGUGGAGGUGGUGCGCGCCAGCCGCCUGCGGCAGCCCACCUUCCUCCGCAUCAAGCAGCUGCGCAGCUACCAGAAGCCCAUGGAGACAGACCUGGUGUACAUCGAGAAGUCGCCCAACUACUGCGAGGAGGACGCGGCCACGGGCAGCGUGGGCACGCAGGGCCGCCUGUGCAACCGCACCUCGCCCGGCGCCGACGGCUGCGACACCAUGUGCUGCGGCCGCGGCUACAACACGCACCAGUACACCAAGGUCUGGCAGUGCAACUGCAAGUUCCACUGGUGCUGCUUCGUCAAGUGCAACACGUGCAGCGAGCGCACCGAGGUCUACACGUGCAAGUGAGCGCGCCCGCCCGCCCGGCGCCGGUCCCUCCUGCUGCGGCCCCAGCUCCGCCCGCCCCGCCCCUCAGGGUUCAGCCCCGCCCC
Messenger RNA from Sorex fumeus (smoky shrew), 1164 nucleotides. It is a transcript of the gene WNT7B, whose product is annotated as Wnt family member 7B. Gene Ontology annotation, cellular component: extracellular region. NCBI's taxonomy places the organism in Eukaryota, Metazoa, Chordata, Mammalia, Eulipotyphla, Soricidae. The transcript is spliced from 4 exons. The record is from RefSeq and is a predicted model, not a curated record. Gene Ontology annotation, molecular function: frizzled binding; cytokine activity. The coding region runs from base 20 to 1081 and encodes 353 amino acids. Gene Ontology annotation, biological process: cell fate commitment; multicellular organism development; positive regulation of JNK cascade.